CCGUGACGCACUCGGCGCGCGCCGUCGCGGUGCAUGCCGGUGCGGUGCGGCGGGACCAUGGCGAGCGACUUCUACCUGCGGUACUACGUGGGGCACAAGGGGAAAUUCGGGCACGAGUUCCUCGAGUUCGAGUUCAGGCCGGACGGAAAGCUGCGCUACGCCAACAACAGCAACUACAAGAACGACGUGAUGAUCCGCAAAGAGGCCUACGUGCACAAGAGCGUGAUGGAGGAGCUGAAACGGAUCAUCGACGACAGCGAGAUCACCAAAGAGGACGACGCGCUGUGGCCCCCGCCGGACAGGGUGGGCCGCCAGGAGCUUGAAAUAGUAAUUGGUGACGAGCACAUCUCCUUCACCACGUCAAAAAUUGGUUCGCUCAUCGAUGUAAAUCAAUCCAAGGAUCCAGAAGGUUUGAGAGUGUUCUACUACCUGGUCCAGGACCUUAAGUGUCUAGUCUUCAGUCUUAUUGGACUACACUUCAAGAUUAAGCCAAUCUAAAUCAAACUGAAGUUUGUACUGCAGUGUCUGUACAUGGGGGGGAGUGGGGAUGCUUUUUCAAUUCCUUGCUUCUUCAAGCCCGAAGCUUUUAUGUAUGCUAGAAUUUUUUUUUUACAAACUGUAAGUGACUGUCUUAAUAAAACGUUGACAUUGGUAUUUUUAAUUUAA
Phasianus colchicus (ring-necked pheasant) is the source of this 666-nucleotide messenger RNA. RefSeq names its product mago homolog, exon junction complex subunit (gene MAGOH). Gene Ontology annotation, cellular component: catalytic step 2 spliceosome; nucleus; exon-exon junction complex. Gene Ontology annotation, biological process: RNA splicing. Lineage: Eukaryota; Metazoa; Chordata; Aves; Galliformes; Phasianidae. The record is from RefSeq and is a predicted model, not a curated record.